Messenger RNA from Ilyonectria robusta, 1790 nucleotides. Its product is annotated as cation efflux protein. The transcript is spliced from 8 exons. Lineage: Eukaryota; Fungi; Ascomycota; Sordariomycetes; Hypocreales; Nectriaceae. The coding region runs from base 108 to 1331 and encodes 407 amino acids. Gene Ontology annotation, cellular component: membrane. Gene Ontology annotation, molecular function: zinc ion transmembrane transporter activity. Gene Ontology annotation, biological process: intracellular zinc ion homeostasis; zinc ion transmembrane transport. The record is from RefSeq and is a predicted model, not a curated record.
GGGACUGCCCAAGUAUUUCCUACCUCAACCUCACUCACGAGAUUCAGAAUCAGCAGUCAAAUCCCGAGUCUUCGCAACCUCGCGACUACCGAUCAUCGAAGACAAAUAUGGCGAGAUUCAACGUCACCCGCAAGCAGCGCUUGAUAGCCACCAUCGGAAUAUCCUUCUCUUUCUUUAUCGCCGAGCUCGUGGUUGGGUUCUAUACGCACUCACUUGCCCUAAUUGCCGACGCAUUCCACUAUCUAAGCGACUUGAUUGGGAUCGUAGUCGCAUUGGUCGCGCUGAUGGUAUCAGAGCGCACUGAGCCAGCGCCACAAGGAUAUACAUUCGGAUGGCAGAGGGCAACUUUGCUAGGUGCCUUCUUCAAUGGGGUAUUCCUGCUGGCGCUGGGAGUCAGCAUCCUAGUCCAGGCCGUGGAAAGGUUUACCGACAUUACACCUGUGGAGAAACCCGAACUGGUUCUCAUUGUUGGCGGCGUCGGGCUGGCCCUGAACGCUCUGGUCAUGUCAUUCCUUCAUGAACAUGACCACGACCACGGCCCUGGACAGCCGCAUGCGCAUGAAGAAGACCACAGCCAUGCUCAUGGACAGCACCAAGAUUCCGCCGAGACGCCUGGUUGUGACACGACCAGCGAGUCUGAAGCCCGCCUAACUCCCAGCUCCAAUAGUCAUCACGAGCACAAACAUACAGCAGUGGUGGACACGUCUCCCGGCAGGGACUUGGGUAUGCUCGGCGUAUUCAUCCAUGUCAUGGGAGACGCCAUCAAUAAUAUCGGUGUGAUAAUCGCGGCAGUGAUCAUCUGGAAGACAGAUGGAGAGGGGCGGUACUACGCUGAUCCUGCCGUUGGCGUCUUUAUCGCCAUCAUGAUUCUGCUCUCGGCGCUUCCAUUGGUCAAGAACAGCGGCGCCAUCUUGUUACAGAUCGCGCCCCGCGGAAUCAACCUAGAUGACAUCAAGCAUGACAUUGAGAUGAUCCCGGGUAUCGAAUCUGUUCACGAACUGCACAUCUGGCGGCUGGACCAGCGCAAGUCUAUCGCAUCUGCCCACCUAGUCGUUGAUGGUAGAACCGUCAAGAGCUUUGCGGACAAGGCAAAGAUCAUCAUGGAGUGCCUUCACGCUUACGGGAUUCAUUCAGCAACCCUACAACCGGAAGUGUCGGCGGCGGGACCGGUGACCCUCUCGGAAGACCCCCGUGAGACGCAGACCACAGCAAUAGAGCUUGGGUCGAGCGUGACCAGCCGGCGAAGACGAGGCGGGCAGAGCCACUGCCAGCUGAUUUGCGGCAGCUUGUGUGACGGGAUGAGGUGCUGUGCGCAAGUCCAGAUGCAGUGAUCAGCGCUCUGACGUUGUUGCCGCCUCAAGUUGGCGGAAUACAAUGGCGGGGGAAGAGGGGUUGGUCGUCGUGUGGCGUUGGUUACGUUGCCAAUCUAGAUCCCUGAUUGUGGUGUUGCAAAAUGGAACCCGAUAUAUCCCUGUUUAGUAUAGGAGGGAAGAUCCCUGAAGUCAGCUGGCUGAACGGCUGAGCAAUGGGCCCUUUGAAGACUGAGGAAGUGGGGGAUCUUCAUUUAGCAGAGAUGGCAUUUUGCGAGGGAAGCUCCUUUGCAAACGAGUAACCUAGGAGGACUGGGUGACUAGACCGUGAACCCGGUCAUGGGAUGCAAGAUAUGUUAUGGGGCAGUAUAGUAAAGGGUGCGCCUCUCGGUGUUGAGAGCCGAUGACAACCCGCAAUGUCCCUAACAGUUUCCACUCCGAUGAGAUGCAGCCACACCAAAGAAGCAACCUUGGCGUCAG